CGUUCAUGUACACAACUUGUUAUAUCUCUAAAUCAUGUGAUAAGACCGACAGACGGAACGUUAUGGAACAUAAGUGACUCUGUUUUUAGAUUGCCAACAUGUCUCGCAAACUGUUAUGCUCCUUUGGAAUUGCAGUGCUUUUCUCCAUUGCUGACAGUCGCGCGGUAAGGCAGGACAGCAGUACGUCUGGGGCAAACGCCUUGGGGUGGGGAAGCAAUGGUUCCGGUGGAGGCGACGGGGGUUUCGGUUCCCCAUCAGGCGGCGGCUCUGCAGCCCUAGGGGGAAAUAACGGAGGCAGUGGCGGCUUCGGAGCUCCUGAUGGCUCAAACCCACCAGGAGGAGGUUUUGGAGGCCCUAGCAGUGGUGGGUUUGGUGAUCCGGGUAACAGCUCCGGAAGUUCAAAUCCAUUCGGCGGAAGUUUUGGCGGUCCUAGCAGCGGUGGAUUUGGAACUCCAGGAAACGGCUCCGGUAGUUCGUCUGGAAAAGACGCCUUGGGGUGGGGAAGCAAUGGUUCCGGUGGAGGCGACGGAGGUUUCGGUUCCCCAUCAGGCGGCGGCUCUGCAGCCCAAGGGGCAAACAACGGCGGCAGUAGCGGCAUCGGAGCUCCUAAUGGUUCAAACCCAUUAGGAGGAGGUUUUGGGGGUCCUAGCAGUGGUGGGUUUGGAGAUCCAGGUAACAGCUCCGGAAGUUCAAACCCGUUCGGCGGAAGUUUUGGAGGUCCAAGCAGUGGAGGAUUUGGCGCCCCAGGUAACAGCUCCGGAAAUUCGAAUCCGUUUGGCGGAAGUUUUGGAGGAGAUGGCUCAGGAGGCUUCGGUGCUCCGACGGGUAAUGGGCCCAAUCCAUUCGGCACGCCAAGCGGAAACGGGGGAUCCGACAAUAGCGCAUCCAGCUUUGGUUCCGGUAGUGGUUUCGGGCAAGCAGGAAACCAAACAGGAAACGGGUUUGGUGGUGACUUUGGUGGCGGCGGUUUCGGGGUUGCGAACGGCACCAAUCCUUGGGGACCAAGUGGAGGUUAUUCUACUUCCGGGAACCCCUGGGGAGGACAGACCGCGGGCCAAGGUACGAGCAACGACGGCGGGUUUGGAGAAAAUGGUUCUGGCAAUUCAUUUUCAUUUCCUGGCGGUAUGGUUGGGAAGUAGAAUUCGGAGAUAGCAUUUAAAAAAGCUUU
Dreissena polymorpha is the source of this 1168-nucleotide messenger RNA. RefSeq lists its product as uncharacterized. The record is from RefSeq and is a predicted model, not a curated record. NCBI's taxonomy places the organism in Eukaryota, Metazoa, Mollusca, Bivalvia, Myida, Dreissenidae. Bases 99 to 1139 code for a protein of 346 amino acids. The transcript is spliced from 2 exons.